UUUUGCCACUUCCGACUAGGUCUCAGAAACCUAUAAUUGAAUCGAGGGUUUAUGUAUAACAUCGAUUUAGAUAUUUACAAGAAAAUUGUAACAAUUUAAAAGGUGUGAUUAUAGGAUGGUUGCUUUUGUUGGUUUGAUUUGCCAUGUAAAUAUGUUCAAUUCACCAUCGACGCUGGGACAGGGUCGGUUUCAUCUCUUUGUUUCAAUACAGAGAAACUUAUCAAUGGAAGUAGAUUCUAUGAGUGAAAUCGAAGGAGAAAGUGAUAAUAAUAGUUUGAAAAUACAUGUUCAUCAUGACAGGAAAUUGCUGACUGGUUUAUAUAAAGAAUUAGAGGAAGAAAGAAGCGCUUCAGUGGAUGCAUUUAUAGAUGCUGGUAAGGGAGGUGAACUGGCACACGAGGAAACAAUGAUUAUAAUCGGAGCCCUAGGUUUAAGCGAGAAGGAUACUGCGAAUGGAGGACGACUGACUUACUGAUGCUUACUUUCAUUUUGUCGUCAUCCAGUUUGGAACAUACUUAACUUUCACUGCUUUCGAGAUUACUUCCACUGGUUUCAUUCAUACGCUUCCAUUUCUUGGAAGUUCAGAGUGGUGAGGAUAAUCAACAAAACUAUAUACUAAUAUAUAAGUUGAUGCAAUAAAUUAUUGACAUUGUACACAUAUUAUUUUAAGGCACCAAGAAAAA
Messenger RNA from Brassica oleracea var. oleracea, 683 nucleotides. RefSeq lists its product as uncharacterized. The record is from RefSeq and is a predicted model, not a curated record. Gene Ontology annotation, molecular function: myosin binding. The transcript has 4 exons. Lineage: Eukaryota; Viridiplantae; Streptophyta; Magnoliopsida; Brassicales; Brassicaceae. The coding region runs from base 116 to 475 and encodes 119 amino acids.